Solanum tuberosum (potato) is the source of this 696-nucleotide messenger RNA. RefSeq lists its product as uncharacterized. The record is from RefSeq and is a predicted model, not a curated record. Bases 1 to 696 code for a protein of 231 amino acids. The transcript has a single exon. NCBI's taxonomy places the organism in Eukaryota, Viridiplantae, Streptophyta, Magnoliopsida, Solanales, Solanaceae.
AUGGCAUCCGACAGCUUCUUAGGUGCAGACCCUCCUAUGUUUACAGGAGAAAAUUAUCACAUAUGGGUGAUAAAGAUGAAGGCUUAUCUCAAAGCUCUUAGUCUAUGGGAAACAAUUGAAACUGAAGAUGAUCCUCUUCCACUUGGACCAAAUCCAACAGUUGCACAAAUGAAGAUUUAUGAAGAUGCGAAGUCAAGAAAACCCAAGGCUCUCAGAUGUCUUCAUUCAGCACUUUCAGAUGUGAUUUUCACAAGAAUAAUGGCUUGUGAAACACCUAAAGAAGUAUGGGAGAAGCUAAAAGAGGAGUUCGAUGGAAGUGACAGAGUGAAGACUGUCAAACUCUUAACUCUCAAAAGAGAAUUUGAGAUGUUAAGGAUGAACGAAGGAGAUACUGUGAAAAAGUAUUCUGCCAAACUUGUGGAGAUUGUAAACAAAGUAAGGCUGUUUGGUGAAACCUUUCCAGAUUCAAGGGUGGUGGAGAAGAUGAUGAUAAGCUUACCAGCAAGGUUUGAGUCCAAGAUUUCAGCAAUAGAAGAAUCUUGUGAUUUGAAGACUUUAUCUGUGGCAGAACUGAUCAGCAAGCUGCAAGCCCAAGAACAAAUAUCAAGUAUAAGAGAUGAAGAAGUAGCAGAAGCGGCAUUUCAAGCACAACAUAAAGGCAAACGGCCUAUGAAGGACAAUAGAAGGAUGGAAUGA